Molecule: messenger RNA, 1749 nt
Organism: Gasterosteus aculeatus aculeatus (three-spined stickleback)
Lineage: Eukaryota; Metazoa; Chordata; Actinopteri; Perciformes; Gasterosteidae
Gene: tmx2a
Product: thioredoxin-related transmembrane protein 2a
Biological process (GO): brain development
Cellular component (GO): membrane-bounded organelle
Molecular function (GO): disulfide oxidoreductase activity
Source: RefSeq, a predicted model, not a curated record
GAGCCGGUUGGCCCCCGGCGAACGUCAGGUUUCUUUCCCAGCUGUCAUUCCUCCUCAAACCCCUUGAGGUGAAGCGACGUCGCCUCCUCCUCCGCCGCCAUGGUUCUUAUCACAGGACUCUGUACUUUUCUCUACCACUUGCCUCAGAUUUACAAAUGGCUCCUGAAGCCGUACUACGUCUCCUCGCUGCUCAUGACCGUCGCCUUCCUGGCGGUCCGAAAGGCUCCCGGCGUGUGCGAGCACCUGGCGACCCAGCGGGAGGACGGCAACUCCUGCGACUUCGACUGGAGAGAGACGGAGAUUCUCAUGUUUCUUUGUGCAAUAGUUAUGAUGAAGAACAGGAGAGCGAUCACACUGGAGCAGCACAUAGGCAACGUGUUCCUGUUCAGCAAAGUGGCCAACGUCAUCCUCUUCUUCCGGCUGGACAUCCGGCUGGGCAUCGUCUACCUGGCGCUGUGCGUCGCCUGCGUCAUGACCUGCAAGCCGCCUCUCUACAUGGGCCCCGAGUACAUCAAGUACUUCAGCGACAAGACCAUAGAUGAGGAGCUGCAGAAGGACAGCCGUAUAUCCUGGAUUGUUGAAUUCUAUGCCAACUGGGCCUCCGACUGCCAGUCCUUUGCCCCCGUCUUUGCCGACCUUUCGAUCAAGUACAACUGUGCUGGACUCAAGUUUGGGAAAGUGGACAUCGGGCGCUACGGAGAGGUUUCAAACAGGUACAAGGUCAGCACUUCUCCACUUUCCAAGCAGCUGCCCACACUGGUGCUUUUCCAAGAAGGACGGGAAAUGAUACGACGUCCGAUGGUGGACAAGAAAGGCAGAGCGGUGUCCUGGACCUUCAGUGAGGAGAACAUCAUCCGAGAGUUUAAUCUCAACGAACUCUUCCAAAAAUCGAAGAAGCUGAACAAAAGCCGCGAUUUGAAAGAAGAGGAGCAGAGCGACGUUCAGCCGAAAGAGGUCAGCAACAUGCUGCUCCCUGAAACCGCCGAUGUCCAGCCGCCCACGGAGAGCAAGAAGGACCAGUGAGGAGGAGCUGCAGGACUUGCAAAUGAUUAAGCAGGAAGCUGGAGCCCGCUUGCUGCUGUGACUGAGUUUGAUGCAGCAUGGUCCGAAUGCAGCACCAGACGAGCAGUGCGUUUGGUACAUUUUACUAAGUUAUGACAACUAAUGCCUUUUCUUUUUGUAAUGCUCGUUUUUUUGACUUUCUGCAACUCGCCGGUUUGCUGGUACCUGCUGUUUACUAAAACAAACCAAAAGGUGAAGCUGAAAUAAAAAGAUUGUGUCCAGUUAUAAUUUGUGAGGCGUUACGUUCAACAGUUUGACAUUUUUAUUCUGAGAAGACAUCUCUUUGAAAAAUUCUUAAGGCCAUUUGGGGAAAUGUCUUUAAUGUACUCAAUACAGAUAUUUGUGACACUCGUUCCAUUCAUCACAGCCCACAAUAGCAAUAUUUUGUAUCUCACAUAUACUCAAGUAUACUCAGUUUCAAAUUGUUCAGUGGUCACCAUCAAGGGCAGGAAAAAAAAGGUAUCGCAAGUUUGUACCCCUGUUCCAUUAAUGCUUCUUUUAACCACACACACGUCACCCAGGUGGGAUUUUGACAAUAUGUUUGCACACCAGUGAAGCAUUCAGCACGACAAACAAAAACCACAUGCACACCAAAGACGUAGCUGGGAGGGUUGCAGACUAGUAGCACGUCCUUUCUUUGGGUUGAACGAUGGUACUUCUGUGCUUCAAGCGAGUGAUUUCCCCCCC